Molecule: messenger RNA, 1892 nt
Organism: Lactuca saligna
Lineage: Eukaryota; Viridiplantae; Streptophyta; Magnoliopsida; Asterales; Asteraceae
Source: the annotation of a GenBank genome assembly
AUGGGCUCUGCUGCACGUGUGAUUCUUGUGCCAUCUAUACGCGAUGCACAUCAUGACUAUGCAUUUCCUCAGUUACUUCAAGUAAGCCCAGAUGAAAUCUUGAUAGAAUCAACUGAGGAGCCACUUCUUAAUUCACUUCCUAAGUUAAUUAGUUUGCUUUCAUCAAGUUUCAAGGGAGCAAUUUCUGCUGAUGUAGCAAUAACAACAGCUGAUAUUGUGAGCAAGAGUGUAGCAGUAGAGUUUGAGGUUGGUGGAAGCGGUAUAAGAAUCGGGGGAAUGGCAAAAGGUUCCGGAAUGAUCCACCCAAACAUGGGAACACUUCUUGGUGUAGAUGGGGAUACUAGCACCAAUGAUACCAUUAUUGCUUUGGCUAGUGGUUUAUCUGGAUCAAACAGGAUAUCAUCAUUACACAGUUCUGAAGGAAACCAACUACAAAUGUGCCUUGAUGCGGUAUUGCAAGGGGUUGCCAAAUCAAUAGCAUGGGAUGGAGAAGGGGCAACAUGUUUGAUAGAGGUGGUAAUUUAUGGUAGGGAUCCAAAUUGGGGGCGGAUAGCCUGUGCUGCAGGGUGUGUGGGGAUUUUUUUUUUUGACUCAAAUGCCCUUAGAAUAGCACUUGGAGAUAUUCUACUUAUGGAAGGAGGCCAGCCACUUCCAUUUGAUAGGGCAGCAGCUAGUAAUUACCUGAAAGAGGCUGGUGAUGCUCAUGGCACUGUCAAAAUUCAGAUAUCCAUAGGAGAUGGACCAGGAACAGGGUUAGCAUGGGGAUGUGAUUUAAGUUAUGAUUAUGUCAAGAUUAAUUAUGCAACCUCUUUAGGCCCGGGCAGUCUUGAUAAAUGCUGGUCAAGCAAAUGCAGCCACGAUGCAGGUUACCAAGAUGUAAUAGACUGCUCAUAUGCCCUUUCCAAUGUAUGUAAAGUGUAAACCUCAUUGUGUUCAUUUACAUCAUUUUACAUCACGGGAAACAAAAAAGUUAAGUAAAAAAUUACAGUGGCUGCAUUUGCUUGACUAACAUUUAUCAAGACUGUCCGGGCCUAAAGAGGUUGCAUAAUUAAUUUUGACAUAAUCAUAACUUAAAUCACAUCCCCAUGCUAACCCUUUUCCUGGUCGACCCCCUAUUCACGUUCCACCCAAAAUAAAUUAGGUUGAUUCUGCUCUUGUUAUGCACACAAGUGUAUUUUCAUCAUUUCUUCUCUCUAGUUUUAUCUCAGUGACAUGAUAAAUUAGGUUAAUUUCAUUCUUGAUUUAAAUAACAUGUUUUGAACAAGAGUAAUAUUUUAGGUCAUAUUUAAAAUGAUCAAAAUAACCUUAUUUCUGAACAAGGGUAUAUAAUACAUAAUUACAAUAAGAGAAUAAUAGAUAACUCAAAAUAAGGGCAAAAUGUUCUUUAUCCCGGAAGACAAGAUAAAGAACGUGUUUUGUGUAUCUAUUUAUAGUACAUAUCUUUCACAUAACAUAAACAACUCUUUAAAUUCCAUGCAUCGUUGACCGGAUUAUAUUUAGGUAUAGUUAGUUGUGUACUGUUUCCAUGUUACAUAAUUGAUCAAUACCUCACUAAAUUGAUCAUCUUUUACAGCCGAUUUUGGUGUACUUGUCCAAGGUUGAUGGGAGAUUCAAUUUUAGCCCCAUCAGUGUUAACUUUCUGACAGAAGUUGCAAAAGUUAUCUUUUCACUUGUCAUGCUUCUAAUACAUGCUAGAAAUCAGAAGAUUGGAGAGAAGCCACUUCUUUCUGUCUCUAGCUUUGUACAGGCAGCUCGCAACAAUGUGCUUCUUGAGAUCUAUUAUAAGGUUACUUCUCUCAUGGCCAAUAAUAUAUGUAGUUGCUUGAUUUUUUAUUUGAGGAUCAUAAAUGAACUUUAUAAUAAUGUGUACUUGUCUUAAUCAUUUCCUGACU